Messenger RNA from Fomitiporia mediterranea MF3/22, 1368 nucleotides. RefSeq lists its product as uncharacterized. The transcript has a single exon. Bases 1 to 1368 code for a protein of 455 amino acids. Lineage: Eukaryota; Fungi; Basidiomycota; Agaricomycetes; Hymenochaetales; Hymenochaetaceae. The record is from RefSeq and is a predicted model, not a curated record.
AUGCCCUCGUAUAACAUGACCGUCGAUACACUCCCUUUGGAAACACUUGGCGACAUUUUUCACGAGUGUGUGCGCGAUUCUCAUCGCGAGUGGCAAUCCGUUACUGUACCGAUCAAAAUUUCGAGCGUCUGUCGGCGAUGGCGCAAUGUAUCUCUGUCGCUAGGAGUUCUCUGGACCUACCUAGACUGCUAUCUUCCAGUUUGGGGUCGUGAUAAUUGGAUUGAAAUCUUCAGUACAUGGCUUCACAGAUCAAACAGGGCGCCACUGAAUUACUCGGUCACAUGCGACUUCAAGUACCAUCAUUCCGAGAGUUUCAUAGGCGAGCGCAUCGUCUUAAUGUUGAUCGAUCAUCAAUGGCAUUGGGGGGAUGUCUAUUUUUAUUGGCGGUUCUAUAUGUCUCCCAGCUUUCCGGGGAUAAGACUAACAAAUAUGCCAAUGUUAACUUCACUCCGCUUGUACGUCCAACUCUGGAAGGGAUGUGUUGGAAAUGGAGAUGGAAAUAUCAAUCUGGAGCAGUCUUCUAAGCUCGAGUAUCUUCACCUCGAUGGCCAGUUUCAUCUCGGAAUUGGAGAUAGGUCAAUGUAUUUAUCAGCACGCUCAGUUGAUCUCGAUUCGGGUGCCGCAUCACCUUCGAAUGUCGCACCUUCAAUGUGUCUAAAAUUUCUCGAGGUGGCUCCGAAUUUGAAUCAACUUCGAAUUAAUAUCCAUGGAACUCAUAAACAGACAAACGACGAGGAUCACGCUCUCAUCUCGCAUAACCUCAAACGCUUUGCAUUGUCGGGUACCAGGUCACACCUAGUGAUCGAUAAACUGGUUCUCCCUGCUUUGACAGGGCUUCUUUAUCGAGAUUUCGCUUCCCGAAAUGGAGGCGAAAUUCUCUCGGCUUUUAUCCAGCGUUCCCUCCCGCCAUUAACGUAUCUGGAACUAGAUGGAAAUUGUGCGGACGAAGCUACGAUUACGUUCAUCCUUCCUCUCCUUCCUCUGCUUCAGGCGAUCUUCUUGAAACAUUGCACUGUAUCAGCACGGCUCUUUCAACUUCUUUCCGUACCAAGUGGCACGGAUAAAGGUCAUCGUGCUUUAGCUACAAGCAACCGGAUUAUGUGUCCCAAUCUGAGUUACUUUAGCUUCGACGACUAUUACAUUGUUGGGGAAGAACGUGAAUGUGUUAGUGUAUUAUGCACUAUGCUGAAAUCACGUUGGAAUGCUCUGAAGAUGUGGAAUUAUCUGAUAGAUGAGUCUUGGCCUCAAUACUUUUCUACAGCUGAUUGUAAAAGAAUGUGGAGCCACAUCAGUGACAGGAAGAAAUUUUACGUUGCAGGCCCGACAACUCAAACAGGCAAUAUUCAAUUCAUGUAUGAGGACUGGUAG